Molecule: messenger RNA, 1599 nt
Organism: Exophiala aquamarina CBS 119918
Lineage: Eukaryota; Fungi; Ascomycota; Eurotiomycetes; Chaetothyriales; Herpotrichiellaceae
Exons: 5
Coding region: 1-1599 (532 amino acids)
Biological process (GO): carbohydrate transport; transmembrane transport
Cellular component (GO): membrane
Molecular function (GO): carbohydrate:proton symporter activity
Source: RefSeq, a predicted model, not a curated record
AUGAAGCUCUUUAAGAAGCCUGAAGAGGUUGCUGGCUCAGCCACGCCUGCUAUCCUCAUGGGAGGGUUCGCUUCUCUCGGGGGUAUUCUCUUUGGCUAUGAUACCGGCACAAUUAGUGGUAUUCUGGCAAUGGACUAUUGGGUCAGACUUUUCAGCACUCAUGUCGAUGUCCAGGGGCAGGCAUACAUCACCACUGGCGAACAGAGCUUGAUUGUUUCUAUUCUUUCAGCUGGCACAUUCUUCGGUGCUUUGUCUGGUGCACCAAUUGGUGAUCUAGCUGGAAGGCGACUUGGUCUUUUAGUUUCAUGCGUGAUUUUCAAUAUUGGAGUAGUCAUGCAAACUGCAGCAAUGGCUAUCCCGCUCUUUACCGCUGGGCGUGCGGUGGCUGGCUUUGGGGUGGGCCUGCUCUCCAGUCUUGUCCCGUUGUACCAGUCCGAAUGCAGUCCCAAGUGGAUUCGAGGAACAAUCAUUGCUGCUUACCAACUUGCGAUCACCAUUGGGCUCCUGCUAGCAGCGAUCGUGAACAACGCCACUCAUGAUCGGAAUGACUCUGGCAGUUACCGCAUCCCUGUGGCCGUACAGCUUCUGUACGGCUUGAUCCUGGGAUUCGGAAUCUUCUUCUUUCCAGAAACGCCUCGGUUCUUCGUCAAAACUGGGAAUACCGCCGAAGCCUCCAAAUCCUUGGGGAGAUUACGUCGUCUGUCUCCGGAUCAUCCCGCAAUUACCGAGGAACUCGCCGAGAUCAUUGCAAACCAUGAGUAUGACAUUGCUCUAGGAACAUCCAGCUGGCUUGAUCUUUUGAAAAGCCAUGGUCGACAACGGCGCCGGCUUUUGACUGGCUGUGGUAUCAUGGUGGCACAGCAACUGACCGGAAUCAAUUUCAUCUUUUAUUAUGGAACUCAAUUCUUCAAGAACUCCGGCAUCAGCAAUCCAUUCUUGAUUGGACUUACAACGAAUCUCGUCAACGUCGCCUCAACAAUUCCAGGCUUGUUGCUCGUUGAGAGAUGGGGAAGGCGACAACUUCUUUUCUGGGGAGCUGUUGGUAUGACCAUAUGCGAAUUCAUCGUUGCGAUUGUAGGCGCAACUUCCUCAUCCAAUGUAGCCAAUACGGUUCUGAUUGCAUUCACAUGCAUAUAUAUCUUCUUUUUUGCCAUCUCAUGGGGUGUUGCAGGAUGGGUGGUUGUGGGUGAGAACUUCUCUCUGCGAUUCCGUGCACAGUCAGUUGCCUGUUCUAUCGCUAGUAACUGGCUUUUAAACUGGGCAAUUGGUUUUGCAACUCCAUAUCUGGUUGACGAAGCCCCUGGUGCGGCAGGUUUGCAGGCCAAGGUGUUCUUCAUCUGGGGUGCUUGCUGCUUGGGAUGCGCAGUCUUCGUUUACCUUUGCAUCUUUGAGACCAAAGGCCUCACGCUCGAACAGGUAGAUGACAUGUAUGAGAAAGUGUCGCAAGCGUGGCAGUCGGAAUCGUAUACCCCACAGGACACCUUUCAGGAACAGAUGCGGAAGCAGAGCACAUGUGGGGUUGAACAUGUCGAAGGCCAGGACGCCAGAGGCUUUGUUGAAAUCAACUCCGAUAUCAAAUCCCAAACAGUCCAAGUUUGA